Molecule: messenger RNA, 4832 nt
Organism: Dreissena polymorpha
Lineage: Eukaryota; Metazoa; Mollusca; Bivalvia; Myida; Dreissenidae
Product: ceramide synthase 2-like
Exons: 11
Coding region: 97-1341 (414 amino acids)
Biological process (GO): ceramide biosynthetic process
Cellular component (GO): membrane
Molecular function (GO): sphingosine N-acyltransferase activity; DNA binding
Source: RefSeq, a predicted model, not a curated record
UAUGAGGCAUGCUUUCUGUGAUUAGUUUUACCCAGGUUUACCGGAAGUAUCUGAUCGGACGAUAUUUAAUCAUUUGUUUUGAAUAUUCGGGCAUCCAUGGCCCAGUACUUAUAUGACACAUUUUGGGAUGAGAGAUUCUGGUUCCCAAGCAAUCGAACACAUUCCUGGAAGUCGCUAGAGAAUGUGCCAGGCAGCAAUGUGUAUUACCCGGAUAUGAAAGAUCUACAUUGGUCUCUACUGCUGGGUGUUGCGCUUAUUGGCAUCCGAUACCUCCUGGAAACGUUCAUAGUGGUCCCUAUAGCACUACGGCUGGGUGUCUCCAACAAAAAACCUCAGAAACCAGCGGAAAACAAGAUACUCGAGGCAGCUUGGGCCGACAAGCGAAGGUUGACACAUGAUGCCAUCAAAGGUCUGGCAAAGCAGACGGAUAUGCCUGAGCGGAAAGUUGAGAUCUGGUUCCGUAAACGUAAACAGCUAAAUGCCCCGACACCCAUGUCCAAGUUUCGUGAGUGCAGUUGGCAUCUGAUUUUCUACACCACAUUUUUCAUCUAUGCACUCGUGUACUUGUGGAAAAAGCCAUAUUUCUGGAAGACAAUCUUGUGUUGGGACAACUGGCCACACCAACCUGUAACAGAGGAGAUGUACUGGCACUAUGUCGUGGAGCUGGGCUUCUACUGGAGCCUUGUGUUCACCGUGUGCUCAGACCACAAGAGAAAGGACUUCAAAGAAAUGAUCGUGCACCACUUCGCCACAAUGGUGCUCAUGUACUUCUCGUGGGUCCUCAACUUUGUGCGUAUCGGAACCAUCGUUCUGGCAGUUCACGACGCAGCUGACACCUGGCUUGCUUUGACUAAGAUGUCCAUCUAUUCCAAGAACAAGAUGGCGACAGACAUUUUCUUUGGGAUUUUCCUGCUGAUAUGGAUUCUGUCCAGACUUGUCUACUAUCCUUUUGUUGUACUCUACUCCACAACGUUCGAGCCAUACGCCUCCAAGCUGACGGACCACACGUUUGGGGCCCACUUGUUCUUCAACUUCUUCCUCUACCUGCUCCAGAUACUGCACAUCAUCUGGACCUACAUGAUCUUCAGGAUCGUCUAUAGAAAGCUCAUCAAAGGAAACGUUGAAGAUGUGCGUAGCGAUUCUGAAGAGUCCAAUGCAGAGUAUGAAUCUGAUAGUGAACAGGAGGGAAAAGAGAGAAAAGAGAGAAAAGAGAAAAUGCAACCCAAUGGAACAAAAGUACCAAAAAGUGAACAAAAUGGAAGUAAUGGUGCAGUAACAAAUGGAUAUGGACAUAAGGCGAAUGGAAGGUUAGAAAUGAAUGGAAACGGCUUUAAAAAUUAAUCUGCAUAUUGUGUGUAUGAUUACUGAAUUCGAGCCAUCUGAGAUUGUAUGCUUGUACACUAUUGUUCUUAAUUAUUUUAAGUUAUUAUAAAUAAACAUUUUGUAAUUCUAUUUAGAAAGUUUGGCUAGUGUCUAUAAAUAACAGAAUUUGAGUUCACAAGUGCUUGCAGAACAAAUAUUUGCAUGAAUUGCAUAGCCAUAAUAAAUCUCUUUUUUAAGUUUUCUUGCCAACAAAAAACAAAAACAAAGCAUGUAAAUUAUGAAAUUGAUUUAAAAAACUUGACAUUAUCUGCCCAUUAAAAAGUGCUUUGUGUAAUUUUUGUAUUAUUAAACUUGAUGUGUAGUUCCAGUUUUGCAUUUGAAUUAUGUUAAUAAUUAAUACCAAUGUGUUUCACAUUUUAUAACCAUACAAACUAAACUUGAUUUUGGAUACAAUCAUAAUAAGUUCAGCUGUGUGAUUUAAACAUGCAUGUUUUUCAGAUUUGCUUUAUUUUGUUUGCAAUUCAUGAAUAGUUGUUGAAUUGUUGCUGUCGUUUUUUUUUCUAAAAGGUGCUAUACACAAUCAAAACCAUUUUUGUUUUGUAAACAAUUGUUAGGAAUCAAUAGGGUUUUUAUUUUAUUGAAAACAUUUCAUGUAAGUUAUUCCUUUCUUAAGGUUCAAAAAGUCAUUUGUUGCUAGAGAUACUUGUCAUACAACCAGUACCAUGCCUUUAUUUAUCUAAAUGAAAUCAUGCUUACAUCAUAUUUAUGAAAAUACAUUUUAUACCUAUUUUUGCAGCUUUAGAGUGUAUCGUUUGCAUAUCAAAAACUUGUUGUGAAAAGAAAGAAACAUUUUCAUUUUUUUAUUUUUAGUGUGACUGUUUACCCAAUAGUCCUUGCAUCUCAUCCAAAUUUUGAUGUACAAUCAUCCUCGUUGAUGCUAGAACAAUCAGCAGUAGUAUUAGUUUUACCUUGUUUUUGUUUGUUUGUUUUUAAGCAAGGAUAUUCCGUUUUUCAUCUGACAGUUCUUAACAUUCCCUUUUGGCACUUCAUUUUUUUUGUCUUUGUUGGUGUUGUUUCUCUCCUUGAUAAGAACAUACUAAACUAUUCUGUCAUCAAGUUGAACAUUUCAUUUAAUGUUUGUUCUGUUGAGUAAAACUUUAAUGUUCUUUCUUUAUUAGGUUCAUUGUUCAUUGAAUGUUCUUUCUAUGUAAGAUUUAUUGCUCAUUGAAUGUUCCUUGUCAGGUUUAUUGAAUGUUCUUUUAUGGCAGGUUAAUUGUUCAUUGAAUGUUCUUUCUUUGUCAUGUCUAUUGUUCAAUGAAUGUUCUUUCUUUGUCAGUUUUAUUGUUCAUUGAAUAUUCUUUCUGUUUCAGGUUUGUUUUUGUAUAAAAGCAACUCUUAGUCCUUAAACUAAACUCCAGAAAUGUUAGGAAAGUUAUAAUGGCUUUUAUUUCACUAUCAUGUAUAACGGCUACACAUUUCAUGUAUAACUGCCUCACAUUUCAUGUAUAACUGCCUCACAUUUGAUGUAUAACUGCCUCACAUUUCAUGUAUAACUGCCUUACACUUCAUGUAUAACUGCCUUACACUUCAUGUAUAACUGCCUCACAUUUCAUGCAUAACUGCCUCACAUUUGAUGUAUAACUGCCUCACAUUUCAUGUAUAACUGCCUCACAUUUCAUGUAUAACUGCCUCACACUUCAUAUAUAACUUCCUCGCAUUUCAUGUAUAACUGCCUGACAUUUCAUGCAUAACUGCCUCACAUGUCAUGCACAACUGCCUCAAACCAACACAGCUCUUGUGGCUUGUUCCUCUCAAGUUUUUAUCUUGACCUGUUUUCAAUUGUAAAGCAGCAGACAGCUGUCAUAAAGCAACAUUUUCAUCAUACAAAUAUUCAUGUUAAUUUUGCUGAACAUUUAUUUAACUUAAAUAUAGCUAUUUUUAGAAUGAACCUCUGACAUUGUUAGAAUUUGGAACCUGAGUUUUUAAGACUGGGGUUAUGAUCAUGUUUUGUGAUUUAAUGCUGAUGUUGUUGUUAUAUUUUUGGUUAGAAAUUAUUUCUUAAUGAGGGUGCUUUCAUCUGGUCUAGUCUUUGAACAACUGUUGUCACUCCCAUAUUGCAACCUAGUCGUAAUAAUAGCUUGAAUUAUUGAAUGUUAGAAGUCAGUGUGUUUUGAUAUUUUUAAUGUGUUUAACAUCAGUGUGUUUUGAUAUUUUUAUAUGUUUGCUCUUGAAAAUUCCUUGUGUCUAUGUUCGUGUAUACAAUGUGUGUUGUUGUGUUUUGUAAUCUAGAUGCCAGCCCAAACAUUACAUUGCUUAUAUUUAGAUUGUGUUUAAUGUAUGUAACCCAAGUGUUUUUUAGUAUUUAGUACAGAGUAACAUUUUGCUAUACCAUUUCUGUGUUUCAUGAUUUGGAUGAAAGAAACGUGAUUAUUUUUACAAAGUUAACAAAGAAUCCAAAACAAUCUUUCACAUUCUUCUUUUUUUUCUGAACACUGAUGCGAUAGCUAUUAUCGUAUAAGAAUUUCGCAUUAUUUCAUUAAACAACUGAUAUGAUUGUGUACCAUUAAACCUGAGAAUAUGAGGUCUGUUUUAACAUAUUUUUUAUCAUAUUCUUUAGACAGAAUAUAAAAAAUAUCCCAGUAUAAUUAUUUGUGUACAAAACCCUCAGUGCUCGCUAAAUAACAAUUUUUUUUUAGCAACUUAUGUUAAAAUGUUUUUAUAUUAUUGGCUUAUGAAUAAAACCAUUAAUAUAUUGCUCAAUGCUUCAUUGUUAAGGAGAUACAGGUUAAUCAUCUAUACAGUUAACUAAAUGUGUUACGUUCAUCCAUGUAUUACCAUGUAUAUUCGAUGAACAAAACAGAAACAUUGAAUUAGAUUUUACAUUAUCCAAUGUAGUUAUUUAAAAAUACCUCUAUCAAAUUUAUGGCAUUAGAUUCUGAGAGUUUAUUCUUUUAUAUAUCUAUCCUUUUUGUUGCAAUUCUUUCAAAGAAAGUAUAAUAUGUGUGUAUUAUGUUUUAUAUUGACAGACUGAUAAAAAAAGCCUUAGCUUUUGGAAUGUCUUAACAUAAUAGGCAACUGAAUGCAUUUUGUGAUUUUAACAGAUGUAUACGAUACUUGUUCUAUAUGACGAUUACCUAUUGCCAAGACCAAUGAAUGUUUUAUAACAGAUGUAUUCGAAACUUGUUCUAUAUGACGAUAACCUAUUGCCAAGACCAAUGAAUGUUUUAUAUGAACACUCAUUAAAAAAACAAGCUAACAAAAAUUAUAACAUGUAAUUCGUUCAUUGUCGAAAAGCUGUUAUUUUAAAAAUAUAAAAAGUGUGACAAUUUCAAUGGGAUGCAUGAUAACUUUUGUUGGAUUUUGGGUCCUCUGGCUCUUGUUAAUCUGAUGGGACAUGUAUUAUGCUUCUGAGUUUGCUUGGCCAUAAUCAAGCUUGCAUUUGUAUUCUUAAUGUAUCUAUCCUUAAUUGUGUACGUAUGAAAGUAAAGUAAACUUUUAAAAGAGUAUAA